AGAUGCUACCUGAAGACAAGGGCCAAAGUGGCCCUUCAACUGAGGCCUUGUCAGACCAGAGCAGAAAGGUUUUUCCCAUGGUCAUGGAUGCUGUGUUGGAAAAACAGUAUGGUUCAAGUGGGUGGGCCAAGACAACAUCAAGAAUUAUCUGAGAUUUAGAAAACUGUGUUCUGCAAAAGAAGAUUGAAGAACACUGGGGUUUUACGUUCAGGCAGAAGGGAAAAAUUUAUCCAGUGAUCAUCUGAGAAAAAGAACACUCUUCUCCAAGUUGAAUAACUUAAAAUUACAGUAGGGAUGAUUAGACAUAAAGCAUACUUUUCUAAACAUAAAGGUAGUUGAGGAAAGUGAGGAAUAUGUGAAUGGGGGUUUUGAAGAAUGAGUUAGAUGAGCCUCUGCUCAUCUGAUAAGGAUGUAGCUGCAAUGUUUUGCUCCCAGCUGAGAACAGAGUGGACUAGAGCUGAUAUUUCAAGAUGCCAGAAUUUCAGAAGAAGACUGUCCAUAUUAAGGACCCAGCAAGAGUAGAGGAGAUUAUUUGUGGCCUCAUCAAAGGUGGAGCUGCCAAACUUCAGAUUAUUACAGAUUUUGAUAUGACAUUAAGUAGAUUUUCCUACAAUGGAAAAAGAUGUCCAACUUGUCAUAACAUCAUUGAUAACUCCAAGAUCAUCACAGAUGAAUGUCGGAAAAAGUUAUUGCAGCUGAAAGAAACUUACUAUGCCAUUGAAAUUGAUCCAGCUCUCACCAUUGAAGAGAAAUACCCAUAUAUGGUAGAAUGGUACCAUAAAUCUCAUGCACUACUCAUUGAACAAGGCUUACAGAAAGACAAGUUUGCAGAAAUUGUAAGGGAAUCCGAUGUUAUGCUGAAAGAAGGGUAUGAGAACUUCUUUGAUAAACUCAGUGAACAUAAUAUUCCUGUGUUCAUAUUUUCUGCUGGGAUUGGCGACAUUCUUGAGGAAGUAAUCCACCAGGCUGGGGUCUACCAUUCUAAUGUCAAAGUGGUUUCCAAUUUCAUGGAUUUUGAUGAAAAUGGAAUAUUAAAAGGAUUUAAAGGAGAAUUGAUUCACGUUUACAACAAACAUGAUGGUGCCUUGAAGAACACAGAGUAUUUCAAACAGCUGAAAGACAACAGCAAUAUCAUACUGCUGGGUGAUUCUCAAGGAGACUUAAGUAUGGCAGAUGGAGUAGCAAAUGUUGAGCACAUUCUUAAGAUUGGCUAUCUCAAUGAUAAAGUAGAUGAGCUUUUGGAAAAAUACAUGGACUCUUAUGAUAUUGUCUUGGUGAAAGAUGAAUCCCUGGAAGUUGCCAACUCCAUUCUACAGAAAAUCCUAGCAGAAACUGUGCCAUCUUCCGUUCCCUGAGGAAUUGUAAUGAAAAUGCGGGAGAGCUUAGAUCCACAUUCUCUUCCACCAGAACUAAAACACAUCUCAAGAAAUGACCUCUUUCUUUACAGCCUCUUGUCUGUUAUUAAAAUCCUGACUUGGUA
Molecule: messenger RNA, 1480 nt
Organism: Parus major (Great Tit)
Lineage: Eukaryota; Metazoa; Chordata; Aves; Passeriformes; Paridae
Gene: NT5C3A
Product: 5'-nucleotidase, cytosolic IIIA
Exons: 10
Coding region: 471-1355 (294 amino acids)
Cellular component (GO): cytoplasm
Molecular function (GO): magnesium ion binding; 5'-nucleotidase activity
Source: RefSeq, a predicted model, not a curated record